Messenger RNA from Brassica napus (rape), 2527 nucleotides. RefSeq lists its product as uncharacterized. Bases 1035 to 2489 code for a protein of 484 amino acids. Gene Ontology annotation, molecular function: zinc ion binding; nucleic acid binding. The transcript has 4 exons. Lineage: Eukaryota; Viridiplantae; Streptophyta; Magnoliopsida; Brassicales; Brassicaceae. The record is from RefSeq and is a predicted model, not a curated record.
AUUGUCACGACCUAACUUCUCCACUCCACCAACUCCACCCAUUAACACAUCUAUUAAACCCACCUUCUCCACUAUAUCACCUGCAAUCAAAAGAAACAAAAAAAAAAAAAUCAGAGAGAAGAGAAGAGAAGAGUAGAGAAGAGAAGGGAAGAGAAAAGAAGAGAGGGGGAGGUGAGAAGAAGGAUUUGGAGAGGUUGAGCUCGUCACCGGAGUUUGUUAGAGCCUCUGCACCCCGUGACCGUGUUGAGCUCGCCACCACCGUUAACCGCAGACCAUCAUCGUGUUCCUCUCGUCGAGAAGAAGCCAUAGACACCAACCGCGUCACGAUUGGAGCCCGGACGAGCCCUCACGCGCCUCCAGAAGAUCGCCCUGCACGCGCGCGUGAAACACACGCGCCGCCGCCGCCGCCACCGCAGCUCCGCCGUCGCCGCCGGUCAACUUUCCGAUUUGGAGUCCAUUUGAGCAGCUGGAGUUCAUAGAUACCACUUCUUAUUGUUGCUAAGGUGAGACCGAUGAGCAGGAGUGAUUAUCGGACCGGUGCUAUUGGGCUUUUGGGCUUCUAUCGCUUUUACCGGUUUUAUCUUUAUCGGGCCUUUAGGCCUUUGGACUAUUAUCGUCUAUGUUAUUCCUAUUUCAGACUUUCGGUUUAUAUCGUAUUUUAUAUUUCGGAUGUUAUCAAUGUUGGGCUUUUAGGCCUUUUGUUACCGUAUUGACUUUUAUAUUAUAUGAAGAUUAUUAUUAUUUGAGUUGUAUUAUUAUUUUAUUUCCGCUUUUAUCAAUUUAUUAUAUUUUGAAAGUGGCGGGUGUCACAAUUUGGUAUCAGAGCGGGUUCCGUCUCGGCUCCGACCCGGGAUGGCGAUUUUUGGAGACCUGGUUUUAUUCGGUUUUGACGGUUUUAAACGAUUUCAAAAUAUUUUCGGGGAUUUGGAAAUUUUAAAAAUAAAAAUAAAUAGCACCAUUCCGUUCGAUAUCACUUCUCCUUAAAUGUUGGUAUCCAAAGUUCAGCGUAAAUUAACUUUUCGCUUUCCUUUUAGAUGCCGCCAAGGAGAAGAACCACCCGUGCCCAGACCGCCAGAGCCAUUAGAGACAAUGUAGAUGAGCAUGAGCAGCCCGCAGUUCCACCACCCGCGGCUCAACCAGUUGAUCAGGAUGCAUUGAGACAGAUGGUUCAGGAUGCCGCUAGACAGGCCGCUCAGGAAGCACUUCAGCAGAUUGCCCAGGAGGCAGCCAGACAUGCCGCUCAGGAGGCCGCCCGAGUAGCUGCUCAGGAGGUUGCUCGUCAGAUGGCUGCCGUUCAGCAGGGACCGCAGAUUCAGGUUCAGCAAGUUCCACUGGUUCAGGUCCAACAGGAUCAGCAGAUUCCAGCUCAGCAUGAUCAUCAGGAUCCCGUUCAGCAGGUUCCCCUUCCACAGGUUCCUCUACAGCAGGGUCCAGUUCAGCAGUUUGCUCAUGGUGUUCAGGAUCUACCGCCACCACCACCGCGACCUUAUGUUUACCCGGUUUAUAAUGAGAGGUUCUACAGGCUGACAUGUCAGAUGAGAAACAUGGAGAUGGAGCAUUUUAGCGGGACAGUGGAUGCUGUAGCUGCACACGAUUGGAAGUUAGCCUUGCAGCGGAAGCUGGAGAUUAUUGAGUGUCCACCAGAGUUGUCGCUCAGAUUGACUAUGCAGUACCUUCGUGGAGAUGCUCUUAUAUGGUGGGAGGGAAUACGAUUGAGCCAUUUUGGGCCAGAGAGACUUACCUUCGCUGAUUUCAUUCGAGAGUUCGAUAGGAAAUACUUUCCGAAGGAAGCGAUGGAUAAGAAGAAGUGCGAGUUCGAGCAUGUAAGCCAGGGAGUGAUGUCUAUCAGGGAGUAUGAGGUUGUGUUCAACCAACUUCGCAGAUUUGCAGGAGUGGGCAUUUCAGAAGAAGACUUGAUUAGAAAGUUUUUGAGUGGGAUGCGUGUGGAGAUUCGUAACAGGUGUCGCGUAGUCACUUACCACCGGUUGGGAGAUUUGGUGGAGAAAGCUGCAGAGCAGGAGGCAGGCUUGGCGGAGGAGCAGGAACUCGCCAAAGCAGUUCAUGUUAAGUCUGGAAAAGCUCCAGAGUCUCAAAGGAGAGCAGGGGACACGUCGGGAUUACCGAUAUGUCCUCGUUGCCAUCGCAGUCACAGUGGGCAGUGUAUGAGGUGUCUUACUUGCGGUAGGAUUGGACACAUUGCGAAGUUUUGUCGGGCUAAGCCAUUGGAUAUGCCACCAGUCAGACAGAUUGCAGCACCAGCAGCACCAGCAGCGGCACAUGUUUGCUUUGGCUGUGGUCAGCCAGGUCACUUCAUCAGAGAUUGCCUGAGGAAAGGCAAUGCGGCACUUCCACCACCACCGAAGCGUCUAGCCAUCGCUCCACGUGUGUUUGCGGUUGGAGAUCCUCAGGGAGCUGAGCCGAUAGCAGGUAUGAGUCUUUUCCAUACUUGUUUGUGUUUGGGUAUUUUGGCUCGUGGUUGUCAUGUGUAGUUAGUAAAAAUCUCGUGUAGGAUCGGUUUUAGUUGGAG